Molecule: messenger RNA, 354 nt
Organism: Lytechinus variegatus (green sea urchin)
Lineage: Eukaryota; Metazoa; Echinodermata; Echinoidea; Temnopleuroida; Toxopneustidae
Product: dynein light chain 2, cytoplasmic-like
Exons: 1
Coding region: 38-307 (89 amino acids)
Biological process (GO): cilium assembly; microtubule-based process
Cellular component (GO): cytoplasmic dynein complex
Molecular function (GO): dynein intermediate chain binding; dynein light intermediate chain binding
Source: RefSeq, a predicted model, not a curated record
UUUCAGAAAUUGAGCUCAUCACUGCAAGGUCGCCACCAUGACUGAACGCAAGGCCGUGAUCAAGAACGCUGAUAUGUCAGAAGAUAUGCAGCAAGACGCCAUCGAAUGCGCCACCCAGGCAAUGGAAAAAUUCAACCUCGAGAAGGACAUCGCCGCGCACAUCAAGAAGGAAUUUGAUAAGAAACAUCACCCGACCUGGCAUUGCAUUGUGGGUCGUAACUUCGGCAGCUACGUCACACACGAGACAAGGCAUUUCAUUUAUUUUUACGUCGGACAAAUGGCUGUGUUGCUCUAUAAAUCAGGGUGAAAUUACUAUUCAACCCUUUCUAGAUGAAAUAACGAAGAGCACGAUAA